AACUCCUAUGUCAUGAUGCGAGGAACUUGGCGAGUCACGUUAACGGUGAUGGCUGCGCAUCGUUGGUAUAAAUAGAGCAUCACCGCUGCACGAGAGGGACAUCAAACUGGAUAAAUCAGCUGACGCACAUCGUGCUGACCCGCGGACUCACACGCGUGUGAUGCGAUAUUAAGUUGCGUCGUCUUUUCACCAUAUUUCCUAUUUAGAGAAGAAGAGUUUGCUCACUGCUGCUGGGUCUCACAGAAAUCUGCAACUUUAAAAGAAAAGGAGAAAAAAAGUCUUCAGCACUUGCUGAGUUGUGUUCCGCUCUGAAGAUGUGGUGGAUGCUGUUUCCACGGUGGAUCUGGUUCCUGGCGUGUGUGUCAGUGUGGAUGGAGCACCAGGUCGGAGUUUUGCCCCAUAUCACCUACUCACACCCGGGCAUCUGCCCCAAUGACAUGAACCCCAACCUGUGGGUGGAUGCCAUGAGCACCUGUACACGAGAGUGUGAAUCUGACCAGGAGUGUGAGUCCUUUGAGAAGUGUUGCCAAAAUGUGUGCGGGAAUCGGAGUUGUGUGGCAGCCCGUUACUUGGAUGGGACGAAAGGCCCCAUGGGAAUGCCCAAGGAAGCCACCUGCACCAGUUUCAUGUGCACCCAGCAGGGCUCUGAGUGUGACAUCUGGGAUGGCCAGCCGGUGUGUAAGUGCCGGGACCGCUGCGAGAGAGAGCCACACUUCACCUGCGCGUCUGACGGCAUGACCUACUACAACAAGUGCUACAUGGAUGCGGAGGCGUGCUCCAAGGGCAUCACCCUGGCUGUUGUCACCUGCCGCUUCCACCUCACCUGGCCCAACACCAGCCCCUCGCUGCCCCAGGCCACCACUCUUCGCCCUACCACUGCUCCUCUUCAGGCGACCAUCCCACCUCCCACCGAGCCUCAGACGCCCGUCAUGGUCAGCAGCCCUGCUCAGCAGACUGUAAAUAUGGGUGACACAGCCAGCUUCCUGUGUGAUGUAAUAGGUCGCCCCCGGCCUGAGGUCACCUGGGAGAAGCAGCAGCCGGAGGGGGUGGAGAGGGUGGCCAUGAAGCCUAAUCAUGUGCGAGGGAAUAUGGUGGUCACUAACAUCGGUCAGCUGGUCAUCUACAACGCCCAGCCGCAUGAUUCAGGUGUCUACACCUGCACUGCUCAGAACCCAUCUGGCUCAGUGAAAGCUAACCACCCACUUACUGUGCUGCCCGCAGAGCCGCCCAAGACCCCCGAGCCCAAGAAUGUGACCCGCUGCCUGCCUGAAGAGUGUCUGAAACCCCCAGAUAACCCAGAGGACUGUGGGAGUGAGAUGGAGAAAGUCAGCUGGUACUACGAGCCCAAAACCAACAACUGCUUCUCCUUCACCCACUGUAACAUCAACAACAACAGCCCGCAGCCCAGGAAGGUGUUCGAGACCUACGAGGAGUGUAUGCAGUGCUGCGGCCCUGAGCUCUCCGGCCCCUGCGGGCUCCCCAGCCUGCAGGGCCCCUGUAAGGCCUACGAGCCACGCUGGGCCUACAGCAGCACCCUGCGGCAGUGCCAGUCCUUCAUCUACGGAGGCUGUGACGGCAACGACAACAACUUUGAAUCCAAAGAAGCCUGCGAGGAGAUGUGCCCCUACCCCAAAAACCACCACUGCAAGGCCUGCAAGCCGAGAGGCAAGAUGGUGACCAGCUUCUGCCGGAGUGACUUUGUCAUCUUGGGCCGCAUGACGGAGCUCACAGAGGAGAAGGACUCGGGCCACGCUCUUGUGACUGUGGAAGAGAUCCUAAAGGACGAGAAGAUGGGGCUGCGCUUCUUUGGCAAGGAGCCUCUGGAGGUCACCUUCCUCAACAUGGACUGGAACUGCCCCUGCCCAAACAUCACGGGCGCCGCUGCUGAGGGACAGGUCAUCAUCAUGGGCAACGUGAAUGACGGCAUGGCCGUCCUUCAGCCAGAGAGCUACGUGGGUUCUUCCAGCCCUCGCCGUGUACGGAAGCUGAGAGAGGUCAUCUCUAAAAACACAUGUGACAUUCUCAAAGCGAUCACCAACAGCCCUCAGUAGCCUUAAUGUGGACAAAAAGUUUAGACUCAACUGCAACAAGCUGUUCUCCUCUGAACAUUAACUGCAGUCAUGUUUUGAAAUUUAGGACCUUUCUUACAUUUACUAGUUUCUUUCUGUUGUUGAAAGUUUGCAGGAGUCAUUGGUGUUGUUGAUUGAAAUACCAUGUUUGUGAACACAAGAGACAUCCAUCAUGAUCCUCGUGUUGCCUUAAUCCCCCAGACUCCGACUUCCCUCAUGCCCUCUCUCGCCUCCAGCAGAAAUGGAGGUUGCAGACUUGCAUUGAAGCACAAAACAGACACGAUUGAGUUUGACUCUCAUGUACAUACUUUAGAAAGUGUCGCGAUCUUUAAAUGCUUUUAUUUGCCAGCUGUAUUCUCACCUGGCGCUUGAUAUCAUACAUUUACUUCAGUUUUUUUAUGUUGUAUAAAAACAUCCAGAUACCUGUGCUUGUUAUUGCACAUACAGUAGGUAGAUUUGGUUCAUCCAGAUGAAUGAGUUGUAAUAUAUUUUAUUAACCACCACAUUUUCUCACAGUC
This is a messenger RNA of Epinephelus lanceolatus (giant grouper), 2587 nucleotides long. RefSeq names its product WAP, Kazal, immunoglobulin, Kunitz and NTR domain-containing protein 2-like. Gene Ontology annotation, molecular function: serine-type endopeptidase inhibitor activity; receptor antagonist activity; transforming growth factor beta binding. Gene Ontology annotation, biological process: transforming growth factor beta receptor signaling pathway. Gene Ontology annotation, cellular component: extracellular region. NCBI's taxonomy places the organism in Eukaryota, Metazoa, Chordata, Actinopteri, Perciformes, Serranidae. The record is from RefSeq and is a predicted model, not a curated record.